Molecule: messenger RNA, 498 nt
Organism: Adineta ricciae
Lineage: Eukaryota; Metazoa; Rotifera; Eurotatoria; Adinetida; Adinetidae
Source: the annotation of a GenBank genome assembly
AUGCACGGAAAUAAUUUAUAUAAAGUCAAUCAUCGUUAUAAUCAAAAUAAUACACCAAUAAUAACUACAAAUGAUCGACCAUCGGUAAAAUCUUAUCGUGAACAAAUUGAAACAAUGUUAACACGAUGGCAUAAAUGGCAAAAAGACAAACAUCCUCAAUGUCAACCGAUUAAUUUCGAUGAAAUUAUGGAAACUGAUCUAGCACGACAACUUCAACAAUUAGAACAAGAAGAAGAAAAACAAUAUAAUCUAUUGGAACAAGCACUUGAUGAUGAUACAAUUUUACAACAAUUAAAAGAAUAUCGACAAAAAACUAAUUCUAAGAAUUAUGAUAUAAAGGAAGAAUAUGUUCAUAUUCAUCAAGAGAAACAAACAUUACAAAUACAAUUAACAAUUAUAAAAGAAAAUCAAAUGAAAAUAAGCAAAAUUGAACAUCUACUUGAAUCAUGUACAAAGAUGAAAAAGAUAUUUAUUACACAGAAAUCGACAACAAAAUAA